Messenger RNA from Musa acuminata AAA Group (dessert banana), 1624 nucleotides. RefSeq lists its product as uncharacterized. The transcript is spliced from 2 exons. The record is from RefSeq and is a predicted model, not a curated record. Lineage: Eukaryota; Viridiplantae; Streptophyta; Magnoliopsida; Zingiberales; Musaceae. Bases 10 to 1473 code for a protein of 487 amino acids.
CCAGGAAAAAUGAUGAACCUUGUGACGUUGGGCCUUCUCCUCUCCUCCCUCGCCGCUGCCGGCGUCUGGUCGCCUCACCACGAACCCAAGCCCAGCCAUCACCAGCAGCGCCACCCCGCCGAUGACCACGUCCUCCGAGAAGGCCAUCGCGUCGUCGUCGUGGAGUAUGAGCGCCAAGUCCCUCCUGACUUCGCUGAACAGGUUCUUCACCCUGCCGCCACCCACCGGCUCAUCGAAGAAGCCAAGGAUAAGAUUCAGGAAGCCGCUUCGGUCCUCCCUAACCUCGGCCAAGGUGUCUCGACACCCCCUGCGCGGCCGGAUGAAGCGCAAGCAGCCGGUUCCGCGAAGAGCAUGAUAUGUGAUGCCUAUGGCGUGUGCAAGGAGAAGGUCGCUGCUCUCAUCGGUAAAAGUAAGGAGAAAACGACCGAGAUCGAGGAUAUCUCGAAAGAUGCCGUUAAGAAGGCAGGCGAGAAACCUAGCCAGCUGAAGGAAGGCGCGAAGGGCGCUGCGAGGGACGCUGAAGAGAGAGCAUCGCAACUCAAGGAGAGUGCAAAGGAUACUGUCAAGGACACUAUAGACGCUGCCAAAGAGAAGGCUUCCAUGGCGAGGGACAAAGUGGAGAGCACCAUAGACAAAGCUUCACAGAUCAAGGAGGAUACCAAGGAUGCCAUGGAGAAGGUAGUGGAGUCCGCGAAAGAAACAGGGCAGGAUAUAGCUCGAAACAUCUCGGGUAUCGCAAAGAGGGCAGAGCACAAAGCCGAGAAGAAGGCAAGAGAAACACGAGGCAACCUAACAGACAUAAUUAGACGAGCAAAAGAAGUGGCCUUUGACGCCGUAGUUUAUGUUUGGGCGCCGGAGACUGGGCAGGCUGUGGCCGCGAUACUGCACCUUCUUGGCUUCGCGACCGCGUACGGGGCCUCUGUGUGGGUGACAUUUGUGUCGGGCAACGUCUUGGCGACGGCGCUACCGAGGCAGCAGUUCGGGUUGGUACAGAGCAAGCUGUAUCCGGUGUACUUCCGACUGGUGGCAUACAGCACCGCCCUUACUCUUGUAGCGCAUUUCUUCGGUCGUGACCGGAGAAUUCUGGCUGAAAGAGUGCAGGGCUACAACUUGUUCGGUGCUCUGGUGCUGGUCCUGAUUAAUAUGUUCUUCCUGGAGCCUAAAGCUACAAAGGUUAUGUUCGAGAGAAUGAAGAUAGAGAAAGAAGAAGGGAGGGGGAGGGACAUGGCAGAUGUGAUGGCGGAGCCACCGGUGAUGGCAUCGGCCCCAGUUGGGACGACGACGACAGCAACGAAGACGGCGAGGGCGACGUCAGCGUCGGUGGAGCAGGACGGGGUAAAGUGUGGAUUGGUGCAUCUAAACAGAAGGCUGAAGAAGCUCAACACCUACUCAUCCCUUCUCAAUUUACUAACGUUGAUGAGUCUCUCCUGGCACCUGGUGCACCUCGCACGGCAGUCGCAGGUGAGCUGUUGAUGCCGGGGUCUUUGUGAACUUUAAGUCUGAACAGUUCCUGAGCUAACAGAAGUACGGAGUACUCCAUACUGAAAAGCUUUCGGUGAUUGCGAAGAUGGUAGCCUUGUAACUACAGGAUUUCCCGUCUAUAUGAAUUAGAAGUAGUAGCUAA